GACAUGCUCACUAACAGGGAUGGAAACAAAUGUGUGCAUGAAAUUUGAGAGCCAUUCCUUCAAGAAGAAUACGAACUGUUCUACUUGAUGCUGCUUUGAACUGAGUCAUUACUGAACUCUCUCCAUGUCCCUGUGUCUCCUGGAUGCUGCUGUGAAUUGAGUCAUUACUGAACUCCAUGUCCCUGUGUCUACAGGAUUCUGCUGUGAACUGAGUCAUUACUGAACUCUCUCCAUGUCCCUGUAUCUACUGGCCAGGUCACCGCUUUGUGGAAGUAACACGUGGCGCUGAUAUUUAGGCCGAGGUGGGGGUUGGAGAGAGAGACAUUGUCCUGUGUUUGGGAGCGUUGCUUGAGAACCUUCAGUAAAGCUCAUAUCACCAGAACAAAACACACAAAGAGCAGGAAACAAGGCCCAGGGAUAUCCAGUGUCACCUUUCCUCUAUUGUUCGGGAGCAUAGAAACCCAAACCCAAACCCCACCCUCCCCACCUCCCUCCAAAGUGUGAUCUAUAUAAUAAGAUCCUGUUUACUCCUCGUCAUCCCAGAACUCAGGCUAUCAGAGAGAAGGAAGAAGACCACCAGUGGUCAGUCUGAAGGAAUAAGAGGCAGACGAAGAAGAAGGAGAGGAGAGCCUCCAUUGCAACCUUUCCGUGUUCGAGACUGUGCAGCAUUGUCUAGACAGAAGCAGUUUGACUUGAUCGAAUCAUUGACAAAUAACCGUGUAGAGGCUAAAUGUGUGCAGGGGUGUAAGUCGAUCAUCUGUACAACAGCAGCAGUAGAUUCAGCGUACCAGCCGUAGUAACCAGCGGCACUAGUAUACCUUGAACUUCGAACUUUGUAUACUUCAGCCAUGGCUUCCCAGGGCCUCCAGAUUAUGGGAGUAAUGCUGGCCAUGAUUGGCUGGCUGGGGACCAUCCUCACUUGUGCCAUGCCCAUGUGGAGGGUCACUGCCUUUGUCGGAGCCAACAUCGUCACCGCUCAGGUCAUCUGGGAAGGGUUAUGGAUGAACUGCGUGGUUCAGAGCACGGGCCAGAUGCAGUGUAAGGUCUAUGACUCCAUGCUGGCCUUACCCCAGGACCUCCAGGCCGCCAGAGCUAUGGUCAUCGUGGCAGUGAUUGUGGGCGUCUGCGGCGUCAUGAUGGCCAUUGUCGGGGGGAAAUGCACCAACUGCAUGGAGGACGAGGCUGCCAAAGCCAAAGCCUGCAUCAUCGCCGGGAUCGUCUUCAUCAUCUGUGGCCUCCUCAUCUUCAUCCCUGUGUCAUGGUCGGCCAAUACCCUGAUCAGAGACUUCUAUAACCCCUUGGUGAUAGAGGCCCAGAGGAGGGAGCUGGGGGCGUCUCUGUACAUCGGCUGGGGCUCCGCAGGGCUGCUGCUAUUGGGAGGGGGUCUGCUCUGCUGCAACUGCCCCCCCAAGGAGGGCAACAUGGGCAGGCCAUAUGUGGCAGCUAAGUUCGCCCCCGUCCGGACCACAUCUCCAUCCAUGAACUAUGUGUGAGUGAGGAAUAGAGUCUCUGGUGGAUAUGGGGACAUUCUACAUUUUUACAUUUUACAUUUUAGUCAUUUAGCAGACACACUUAUCCAGAGUGACUUACAGUUAGUGCAUUCAUCUUAAGACCGCUUGGUGGGACAACCACAUAUCACAGGCAUAGUAUGUACACUUUUCCUCAAUAAAGUAGCUAUCAGCAAAGUCAGAGCUAGUAAGGGGAGGGGUUCAGGUGCUUUUGGAAGAUGGGACUGGGGAUAUAGGAGCAGGAUGGGGAGUUCAAUGUUACAGAUGAAAUGCUGAUGCUCUUAUUGAGUUGUCCGAUGCUCUUUUGCAGAUGACACUAAGUUUUGUCUAUUCUACAUAUUGCCAGCUCUAUGUUCUAAGUAUAUAUUAUAUCUUAUGACAUGAUUUGAUGUUGGGUCUGCUCCGCUUGAUAUAUUUCUAUAUUCUGAAUUUUGCUAGGUGACUUUGAAGUUGUAAUGUUUUUACAUUGAUGUCCUCCUGUGACAACUUAUUUAUUUUUUCAUUCUGUCUGUAUUUUUA
This is a messenger RNA of Oncorhynchus mykiss (rainbow trout), 2027 nucleotides long. NCBI's taxonomy places the organism in Eukaryota, Metazoa, Chordata, Actinopteri, Salmoniformes, Salmonidae. The record is from RefSeq and is a predicted model, not a curated record.